AUGGAUACUUCAACAAUUUCCGAUGAGUUUCCAGUCGGAAAACUCAAGGCAGAGUGCCUUGGUCUUGAGAUACCCGGCAUAAACCAAAGCCUAUGGGACAUGUUUGCUGCGGCUGCAGAAAAACAUUUGAAUGAAGAAGCUCUUUGUUCGCUUUGGCAGCCUUCAGAUCAUCUUAGCUCGAGAUUCGAAAUCGAACAGACAGACCUUGAGACGCAUAUAACACCAAUUACCAAUGAAAAUGGGGUCGAAAUGCUUCGGGAGAAGGCCGAGUCAUUGGCAAUUUGGUUGCAACAACGUGGCUGUACUAAGGGUGACAAUCUUGUAGCUUUCGUUUGGAAUUCAGCGGAAUGGGUCUUGUUUUUGUGGGUUGCCGCGAGGCUCAGAAUGCCAUUUGUACCGUUGGAUCCAAGGAGUUCGGAUAAAGAUAUUAUGCAUUAUCUGAGCCUGGCUCCCCCUCAAGUCUUAGUUGUUUUAGAUCCAGACAUGACCCCGAUUCUUGAAAGUCUCGGAAAUGUCAAAGUUCGGAUAUCACUUUCUAAAGUUUCCGAAGGGAGAAUGAAUUGGCAUUCACUGCAUGGAAUAAUGGGCAAAUUGCCAAUGGAAAACAUUUCAUUUGCUCCUUUGAAUGAUGAUUGUACAGAACUGGGUCAGGAACUUGCUAUGAUCCUCUUCACAAGUGGGACAACUUCAGUUCCAAAGGGAUGCCCUCACACUGCAUCAAACAUCUGGUCUGCAACAUACGACUAUGAUCCUGUUGCCCGAAAAAACGGCUGUCAAAAUAAGUGGCUUAUCCACACACCAGUGUGGCAUAUCUUUGCAAUGGGCCAAGCUAUACGAGGUUGGAGGGAUGGAAGCUCUGUGGUGUUUGCUACCGAGAAGUUCGACGUGUCUGCCUCCUUGCGGGCGCUCCAACAUGAGAAUAUUACACAUGUUGGAGCCGUUCCCCUACUAGUAAAAGCACUUGUCGCACACCCAGAAUUUCCUGGCAAAGAUUCACUGUCUCUAUCGUACGUAACCAUGGGAGGAACAUUGAUAAAAGAUGAAGAUGUUAGGUUCUGCAAGGAGCAUCUUGGUAGCGAGGCAGCCAUUCAAGGCUUUGGUAUGACAGAGGGCUCUCCUAUGGUAAGCUGGAGGCGCGAUGAUCUAAUGCUUAAGAACGGCUAUCAUCUCGGAGUGGGAAAAGUUUUACCAGGUGCUAGACUAAAGAUAUGUUCUCCGAAAUCUAAUGUGCCUCUAAAUAAAGAAGAAGCUGGAGAACUCCACAUUGGCGGGACUUCCGUCAUCGAUGGAUAUUUGAAUGGUAUAGAUUCAGAAUCGUUUUAUACGGAUGACGUUGGGAAGUGGUUUGUUACCGGUGAUCAAGCUAUGAUAGACACAGAUGAUGUCCUCUACAUCAGUGGACGAUAUAAAGACAUCAUCAUUCGUGGAGGUGAGAACUUAGUUCCGUCGAAAAUAGAAUAUUGCCUUCAGGACCUUGGCAUAACCGCUCAAGUGAUUGGCAUCGGGGAUUCCAUAGCCGGUGAGGUUCCCGUCGCAGUCUUACAGUCUUGUCCUAAGGAAGUCACCAAGGCACAUAUCCUUUCCGAUGACUGCGACAGGAAGAUUCGGAAGGUGGAAUUGAAAGAUAUAGUCAAUAAGCAUUUCGCCACAAUCUCAGAAGCGAAAAAAACAAAACCCAGCGAGAAAUUAAUUGCUCAAUUGCGGGGGAUCUGGGCAGAGCUUACGAGCGCAACCUCGGAUGACAUUUCAGUCGAAGACGAUGUAACAAAUUUUGCCGAUAGCAUUACAAGAUUGAGGUUUUGUAAGAUCUUGUGGACCAGACUUGGUCAAAGAUUGUACUUGCCAGAUUUAGAGAAAAACAAUACCAUUGAGCAGCAGAAAAAGCUUCUCAUUGAACGAGGCUAUCAUGGAGACUCAUCUACUUUCCUUUCAGAUGACGUAACCUAUGUUGAGGACCAAUGCAAUCCGACUGCAUCUAAUCAAUCCUGUCAGAAAGUACCACACUCUCAAGGAGAAAAUGCACGCCAAAAUCUUCAUACUUUAGCCGAGACGACUAACGCAGCUUUGCAAAAGUUCGGUCUAACAUGGGAGAAUGACAUAGAAGAUGUUUUGGCAAUAAAAGACACAUUUCAGGAGUUUGCAAAAGGACAAAGACCACAAUCAUAUCGCCACAGAAUAGCAUUCGAAAUCAAGGAUCGCAAUUCUAGCCAGAUCCGUGCAGCAUUAGAGAAAUCUCUUUUGACCAGACCGGUUUUGCGCACAGUUUUAGUCGAAGUUUCGGGUGCGACAGCUGUUCACGCGGUCCUCCGUCCAUCUCAAGCUGUGUACGACAUAUUGAUCUCGCGGAGGAAUCUCUCUCACGAGUCAGAAAUCCAAGAAUAUCUAAUUGAUGAUUCCGACCAAAGCUUUGAAGAUCGAAUGUUCCAAGCUAUAAUUGCAGAUCUUGAGGGCAAGGAUACAUCAGCGUUGAUCUUGACUUUAAAUCAUUCCGUCUUUGAUGCAUUGUUCGCAUAUGGAUGGUAUAGCGAUCUCGAUAUGUUUAUACAAAAUCCAAAAGCAACAGCGACCCCUGGCACGCCCUUUAGACUUUUCGCUGAUCUUUAUCAACAAUACCAAGAUAGCUCACUCGCUCUCUCAGAUGUCAACUUUCAUGUUAGGAGGCUUCGAGGUAUUUCAAGAUUUACCGAGGCUCUAUGGCCACCAAAACGAGCUCCUGGUUGGAUGGUUGGGAAUGACAGCAUAUCGAAAGAUUUCAUCACUCGUAACACCAAAAGAAGGAAGCUUAACAUAAAUUCGCAGCCGAGACCAAGACUUGCUCGAAUGCAGGAUUUCCCUGAUAUUGAGCGGCUUCGGACGCAGUACUUUAUCCAAGCACCAGUCAUCGUUAAAACUGCUAUCUCCAUCUUCAACGUCAUACAAACAGGAAAGCCACAUGCGAUUUUCAAGAACUUCGACGCAGGUCGUAAUUGGCCAUUCCUUCCAGAGUGGAUUGCAGAUCGUCUGCCUUCUGCCAUGAGCAUUGAUGGCCCCACUUUGACUUGGAACAUGAAUAUGAUACAGAUUAAACCAAAAGAAACUUGUGGUGAACUCUUAAAAAGAAUAGGCGAAGAUGAGAAAGCGCUGAGUUCGCACACUCAUGCACCAUGGUUCAAGAUCCUGAGUGGGCUAGGCGAAGACGAGGGGCCUAUUGCGAAAGAGGCUGCGAUGAGACAAGCAUUCAAUUGGGAUUUGAGCUUGAAGUAUCUUGAUUCUAGUGUUAGCGAUUAUUCGACUCUGAAACCUUUGGGAAGAAUGGACUGGCCUGACUGUGGCUUUUUCUGGAACUGUGGUAUGGCAAAUAUGGAACGCUUCUGCUGUGUGGUAUCCUGGGACGAUACGCAAUUAGAUAUCAAUGAAAUCAACGGCUAUGUGAGCAAAUUGCUUGAGAUCAUCGGGUGGAUCACACACCCUAGGAAUUGGAACAAUUCGGUGUCGAGCUUUCAAGGGUUUCCGAUGAUGACGUAAAAGAUGAUUAUUUUGGGAGGAAUAAACUGUGGGUAAGGAAGGGACUGGCCGUCUGCCGAGGAGUUCAAUAUCUUGCUAUAAGUUUUGCGGCGGUGGAAUUACUUGGCCCUAUCCAUGCGUUUUCCAAUAGUCGAUCCUACAUAACUCGGGAGAACGUGGAUGUCUGCGACGAAUUCCCAUUUCAAUGAUUUCAUGCUUGCUGUACAAAGAACUUGAAAAUAGUGGCAUGAGAAUUCCAAGUUCACCUCGAUCCUUUGCGAUGUACUCGCACUGAUUGAGAAUAAGCUCUAUCUUUCCUCCAUAUUCAAUCCUUUGAUAUCUUGAUCGACAAAGCAUCGUCGUUACAGACAAGACGAAAUUCUCCACAAAGUCGGUGCUUCUUGCCAUUUCGAUAGAUGCACAAGUUUAAGGCUGGUGUGCCUAUUCCAUUCCAAGUCCACUUAAUCUGUCGACAAACUUGCGGAAGCUGAAACAAUCACACUCGCCAAUGUGCACGACAUAAGAAUUCAAGAUCUGAUGCGCUCAAGUAUAUGAUUGAUGGCCCCCAGAUACAUUGUAGCUUCAGAUAACCUUGUAGUUUCAUGUCCGAUGUAAUGAAAUAGGCAUUGAACGCGGAAAUACGUCCUUUUCCAACAAACGCAGGAGUCUAAAGUCCGAUUGGGAUACUUUAAUGGGUAUAUCAUAACGGCACCUGGAGCCCACUUUCAGUGUCAUUUAACGAGGCUUGUGGAGAUUAUACUCCGCAAGGCGAGAUCAAAUCCUCAAAAGAGGCGCAAAGGAGAAGAAACGAACGAAAGUGUCUUAGUUGAAGGGUCGAUCAUAUCCAAAGAAGAAAUAGGUUAUCCUUAUAUGUCAUAAACUCUUGAAUAAGAACAUAUGGGGCAUUUGAUGAGUAAUGGUUUCGGCAUGAGAAGAGAUGGAGAGUCGAGAUAUCUGUUUGCGUGUAUUCUAUAUCUUGCAAUAAGAGAUGAAGAGACCAAGGAGAUUCUACUCCUGCUUCACGAAUCACCGCCAAUAUGUGGACUCAGCUCACUCGAUUCAUGAAGAGAAAAUUCAGUCAAGUUGGUAGAAUCGGACCGAAGUCACGUGUAACCAAAUUUAUGAGGAAUUGUACCACACAGAUUAAAGCAAAAAAGCAAAAACAAGCUUCUUAUGAUUUCCUCCCUCAUCCCUAC
Botrytis sinoallii is the source of this 4679-nucleotide messenger RNA. RefSeq lists its product as uncharacterized. The record is from RefSeq and is a predicted model, not a curated record. NCBI's taxonomy places the organism in Eukaryota, Fungi, Ascomycota, Leotiomycetes, Helotiales, Sclerotiniaceae. Bases 1 to 3504 code for a protein of 1167 amino acids. Gene Ontology annotation, molecular function: CoA-ligase activity. The transcript is spliced from 5 exons.